Cordyceps fumosorosea ARSEF 2679 is the source of this 2106-nucleotide messenger RNA. Its product is annotated as PHD finger domain protein. Gene Ontology annotation, cellular component: RSF complex. The transcript has 5 exons. The record is from RefSeq and is a predicted model, not a curated record. Lineage: Eukaryota; Fungi; Ascomycota; Sordariomycetes; Hypocreales; Cordycipitaceae. Gene Ontology annotation, biological process: regulation of DNA-templated transcription. Bases 1 to 2106 code for a protein of 701 amino acids.
AUGGACGGACAUUCAGUCAAUGCAGUUUCGCCGCUGCUACAACACAUUCGGAGCAUGUGGGAGUUUGCCAAUCUUUGCCAGUGGAUAUACAUCUUCGGCAAAGCCGCAAAAAUUGAUGAAGGUCUCGAAAUCGAAGAUAUCGAAACUGAAUGCCUUAAACCCUCUUCAACAAUCCUGUCCGGGAUCGCGUUGGCCCUUCUCAAACUCGUGUCUUCACAUCGCGGUCUGACCUACGAGGUCCUCGAUGAACAGCUUCGGAAGGAAUACAUCUCCAAGUUGCCCGAAGAAAACCCGCUGGGCGAUGGUGAAACGAUUGUGCGCAGCUUUCGUGAUCUUGAUACACCGACCAAGAUUGUUGUUCUUCAGCAGCUUACUCAAUGGGUCAUGAGUCAGCCUGAGCGAUUGCGAGGGAAAAUGGAGGAACCCCAUGACAUUGACCAAACUAGCUGGAGAAUAGAGCCCUAUGGGUGGGAUGCUGAAGAUCGUACAUAUUAUGUGUUAGACGACAACCGAGUCUACCGCUUAUCAGAAAUUUCCGAGCAACCGUUGCAGAAGCUGAGGAAACAGAAAACGUAUGGUACGAGUCGGCGAUCUGGUAGACGUCGACGCACAUCCAACACAUCAACGACAAAAGAUUGCGCUCUAAUGGAAUCCAUGCAUACCCAAAGCUCAGAAGUAAAGAGUCGCCUCGGCAGUAUGACUUGGGAGUGUGUGGCUGUAACGCUGGAUGAGGUGCGACAUCUCAUCGACAGUCUUCAAACAACCCGAAAUGCGAACGAGAAGAUACUACGAAAACAGCUUGAUAUACACUUGUUACCAAUACUGGAAAAGCAAGAAGCGUCGAGGAAGAGAAAGGAGGCGCAGCACCAGCGUGAACUAUUGAGCCUUGCCAAGAUGGCAAAUGCAAAGCGUUCCAGCCGGAUUGCUGGAAAAAUCGAACAGCAAAAGGAAGAAGAGAAGGCGAGAGAAGAAUGGGUGAAGGCUCAGAAGGAGCUUGAAAGUCAGCGGCGUGAGCGACAAAUGCAGAUGAAAUUGGAACGAGAGCGAGAUUUCAGGAUGUUUUCUAGAGAAAGGAGACUAAAUGAGAGGGCCGCAAGACGACGUUUACACGAAGAAGAGCUAUCUCAUUUGUCAGAUGGUCACGGCUCUGCUCCGAAUGGACGAACUCGAACAUCAGACCGGCAGCUACAAUCCGAAAUCGAUCGCAAUAAACGGGCGCUUAAGACUUUAGAAGAAGAGGAGGAAGAUUGGACUUUUGAUUGCGUGUGCGGCUUGUACGGGCAGGUAGACGACGGUGCCCACAGUAUUGCUUGUGAAGGAUGCAAUGUUUGGCAACAUAGCAGCUGUGUUGGAAUUGCAGAGUCAGAAGCUGACCGUGUCGAUUUCCAUUUUGUCUGUGGGACCUGCACGCGGCAAAAAGAGGGCGGCGCAGCAAUCCGUAAGCCUGUGAUCAAAUUGAGAGUCAAUACCUCAAACGGAUCGAUGCACCAUGAAGCGGAUAGCAGAACAUUGGGGAAGAGCAACGAUGACGAAUCAGGAAUUGAAUCCGGGAAGAGACUUGAGGCUAUUGCAAGGGGCGAAAAUCCGAAACAAGAAACUGGCGACAUCGACUCAACGCUGAAAUCUGGACAUGGGCCGGGCAAGACUGCGCAUGUUGCCUCCGGGGGCGUACUGCCGCUCGCGACGAAAGAUGUGCUGCAGGCAUCUCCGUCUAUCGACAGUGUGCGCGAUACCUCUAGCACGGUUAUGUCAACCAAUUCCGCCGCCUUGCUAACGCACACGACUCAACCAACGGCACCCCAAGAAGUCUGCACAAAAGGAUCGCCCGUGACGAACUCAACCAAGUCUUCGUCGGAUCAAAUUACUCUUACCCCCGUCAAUUACACGAUAACAGCGGCCCAAGGUAAUCUUCGGCAUGUGGUAAGGCCACUCACACAUUUCGAAUCUGGAUCUCCUUCGAAGUUGCGGGGUGAGGAACAAAAGAAUGGGUUCGCCAGUUCAGCGCUUGUACAGCCAGUUCUAGUGAGCGAGAGUGAACUUCCCGUGCUACGUUCAGAGGUAUCGGAAACGUGCACGGAUAGACUCGGAGACCUCACUCCAAAAUAG